ACGAGCCGUAAUCCGCGCUGCGGCCGUCGCAAAAGUGCCAGUUUCCCCUAACGACCAGCAACGCGGGGAGGAUGGCGGCGCUUGGGGCGAGGGAGGCCGCGGCGGCCCCGGGCUCGGCCGAGGCGGCGGAGGCAGCGGAGGCGGCGGAGCUAAGCCGCGCCGUGAGCCGCCUGCUGCCCGGGCUAGAGGCCGACAGCAAGCUGGGCCGGCGACGCGCGCUGGAGGCGCUGCAGCGCGCGCUAGAGGCGGCCGACUCAACGGCCGCUGCCUCCGCCUUCCAAGCUCCGUGGGCGCGCCUGCUCCUACCGCGCCUGCUGCGCUGCCUGGCCGAUCCUGCCGAGGGCUGCCGCACGCUGGCCACGCACCUGCUAGGGCUGGGCCUGCGGCGCACAGCGCGCCCCCGCGAAGCCCUGCCGCGACUGCUGCCUGCGCUUGCCGCGCGCCUGGCCGGCCCCGAGCCCGGGCGCCGGCCGCCAGAGGUUUGCGAGGAGCUGCGCCUGGCGCUGGUGCAGCUGCUCGCCCUGGCUGUGCGCCUGUGCGGCGCCGCGCUUGCGCCGCACCUGGACGAUGCGGUGCGCGCAGUGCGCUCCACGCUUCUGGACCCCUUCGCCGCCGUGCGCCGUGAGAGCUGCGAGUGCGCCGCAGAGCUGGCGCGCGCCACGCCAGGCCAUUUCCACAUGCAGGCGGAGUCCUUGAUCAGCCCCCUGAUGCAGACCCUCUCCCACCAGCACUGGAAGGUGCGGGUGGCUGCCAUCGAGGCCACGGGCACAGUGAUCCAGUUCGGCAAUGGGAAGUCAGUGGACGAGGUGCUGCCUCACUUUGCUCAGAGGCUCUUUGACAACGUCCCCCAGGUCCGACGGGCAGUGACCUGUGUGGUGGGGGGCUGGCUGCUGGACCUGCGGGACCGUUACUCCUUCUUCCACAAGCUCAUCCCGCUAUUGCUCAGCAGCUUGGACGACGAGAUACCCGAAAUCGCGUGCGAGGCGGCCAGCCUCUGGGAGAAGGUCGGCCUGCAGUGGCAAAGGGAGAAUGAGGACGACCUCAAGGACAAGCUUGACUUUGCCUCGCCGCCCCCAGCCCACCACCCCUCUCCAGAGAGUCGGCCAGCAUUGGGCUGUCGGGAGCUGGUCUUCAGAAACCUCUCCAAGAUCCUUCCUGCCGUCUGCCAUGACAUCACCGACUGGGUGGCGGGGACCCGCGUGAAGGCAGCGCAGCUGCUGGCCCUCCUGCUGCUCCACGCAGAAGACCAUGCCACGCAGCACCUGGAGGUGGUCCUGAGGACCCUGCUCCGGGCCUGUGCCGACGAGGAGCAGGCUGUGCUCAGCAGUUGUGCCAGGUCCGCGGAGCUGAUCGGCACCUUCGUCAGCCCAGAAGUGUUCCUGAGGCUGAUCCUGUCCGCUCUGAGGAAGUCGCCCUCCUGCCCCGGCCUCCAGGUCCUGACCUCUGCCAUCCGAGGCUGCCCAAGGGGCGCCCUCCAACCGCACCUGCAGGCCCUCGCCACAGAGCUGGCCCAGGCCCACAUCUGCCACGGGGCUGAGGAUCACAUCUUCGGCGAGCACCUGCUACUCUGCGUGCAGGCCCUGGUGUCCGUGGGCCGAGAGGGCUGCAGGACAUGCAGCCUGCAGCUCCUGGAGGUGCUGGUGAGCGUGGCAGCGCUCUCGCGUGCCCCAGGCCUGGGCGAUAAGGUUCAGGAAGCCACAGCCGCACUGGCUGCAGCCCAGGACAUCAACAGCACCCGAGACCUGUACAGUGAGCACACGGGUGCACUCCUGGAGUGGCUGGCCACAUCGCAGCCCAACUGGACCUCCCACUCCGCAGAGCUCCUGCAGUUCUGCGAGGUUGUCAUCCGCUCAGGCCCUGCCCUCGGAGAGGCACUACCCCAGCUCAUCCCCAUGGUCAGGAGCUGCCUGCAGCCGGCACGAGACCCCCAGAUGCGCCUGCAGCUCUUCUCCGUCCUGUCCAGGGUGCUGCUGGCGGCCCAGGAGACUGUGGACUCCCGAGGCCAGUUUCACAGCUACCUGGACACAGUGACAACAGACAUCUUUGUCCCCAAUCUGCAGUGGCAUGCAGGGAGGACGGCUGCAGCCAUCCGCACGGCGGCUGUGUCCUGCCUCUGGGCGCUUGUCAGCAGCAGGGUCCUGUCAGACGAGCAGAUACAAGAUGUGCAGGAAACCCUGAUGCCUCAAAUUCUAACCACUCUGGAAGAAGACUCACCAACGACUCGAUUAGUUUCAUGCCGAAUUAUUGACAUAUUUUUAAAAACCCCUGGUGGUGUGAUUAAUCCGGAUAAGUUCAUCAAGAUUUACCCUGAACUCUUGAAACGCCUGGAUGAUGUUUCCAGUGACGUGAGGCUAGCAGCUUCCUCUGCCUUAGUCACCUGGCUGGCACGUAUCAGAAACGAGGACGGGAGGUCCUUCUACCAAAGUCAUGUCCAGUUCCUGUACAAGGAACUCUUGGUGUACCUGGAUGAUCCAGAGGGCGCCACCCAGGACGCAGUCUUAGAGGUCCUCAAAGCAAGCAGUAUCCUGUUCCCUGACAUCUUGGUGAAAGAGACAGAGGCUGUCCUUCACAAGCACCGCUCUCCUGUCUACUGUGAGCGGCUCCUGCAGCAUGUUCGGGCCUUGCCGCCUGCCCAGUGAUCAAGUUCUGGGAGUGGAGCCUUUAGUGCAGCAGCUGGAGGUGGGAGUGAACACCAGCUCUCGUCCUUACCUGGACUUGGCCUUUUAACCUCAUGACAGGGCACCUUUUUUUUUUCUCAGACAUAAUACAUUUAUUUAAUAAACAAAAUACAUUGAUGAGGGGAUACAGGUGUGUUUCCAUAAUAACUUGUUUUAGCAUAUGCUGCCUGCUGUGAGUGGCUCAUGAGAACCUGGGGUAUACAGAGAAAGGCUUUAGAUCUUUUCACAAAUUUCUUAGGAUAGAGUUGUCCAAAAGUGAUGGCUCAAGCCACUUUGCUGAAUUCUGUUUUUGUACUUUAGAAAAUACCCCCUAUCUAACCAGUUUCUUUUUACCAUGUGUAUUAUAUGUGUGUGUGUCUGUGCGAAUUUGAUAAACACACAUAUACACCAAUUCCCCUUUUCAUAAAAUGUCCCCAAAAGUUAAAAACAAAACAAAAACCCGACAGCUAAAUACUAUGACAUCCCAAUUAGUAAACACAAAAAUGAAUAAAAUAUACCAUAUGCACUCAGCUUCCACAUGGCAGUACCCAAGUAAGGAGGCUGCUGCAAUGAUGUCUGUAGGCAGUUUCUUUUGGCAGACAGCUCCAGCGGAAUUGCCAUUCUCAAUUAUUAAGUUAUGUGUAAGACGUGUGACCCAUUGGAUUUUUGUGAAAUAACACCCAUGCUUCUGUUCAUGCCCUGUUCUGUCCAUUCCCCAGCAGCUGUCUGCCUCAGAGCCCGAGGGCUAUUGCAGACUCCCAUAAUGCUACCUUGGGACCCACCUUGCAUUGGAUGGCUCCAGGCUUCUGGUGGGCCACCUAUGGGAUGCCCCCAGUGAGGUUUUGGACCCCCAGUAGGAUUGUGAGGCCAACCAGAAGCUCCAGGGGAGCUGUGGCUGAAUGCCUCAGGGGCAAAGUUAGAAAGGACCGUGUUACUAAAACCUAGUCUCACACUUUCAGAGUUGAAAGCUUCCAUCUCUCUUGCUUGAUGCUCCAGCAGGCUUCAUAUUCGUUCAGUGCGUUUAUUCUGCAGUGUCAAUACCUCUUCUUCAAUCUUUGUUCUAAGAGUGUCUUGUAGAGGAAGACCCUCUGUUCAAGCUCCUGAAGCUCUCGAUCAUGUUGUGCCUCAGCCUGCAUCUUGAUUUUGCUCUGAUAUGCAUUCAACAGCUCCAGUUCCCACUGCAGCUGCAUUUUCAAAAUCUGGCACUCUGCUUCCUGGGCUUCAUCCAAACACAGCUUCAGACUCUUAGGCUGUUGUCGAACCUCCAUGACAUGCUUUUGCCUUAGUUCUCAUUCUCUUUGUUUAUUAUACUCCCACUGGUUAGUGAACUCAGUUUGAUGCUGCAAUCUGAUCUACUCACAGCGCAUCUUCUGAAUUGUGUUGAGGUGGCGCAACUCCAGUUCUUGCAUGGAUUCAUGCUGCAGUAGCAUCGCAUGCUUUAAGUCCUUUUGAGUCCACUUUUUAUUUAACUCCUCCGUGACAAGGUCCUGCUCCAAGUUAUGGCACCCAAGUAACAUCUUUCCUUUGAAGCAAUGGCGUUGCAGCUCUAGGUUCUGUCUCUGACAUUGAAGAUUAGUCUUUUCCUCUGCUUGGAAAUUCUGUAUAUUCUCUUUCUGCUUUGAAAGCCAUUCCUGUUUUCCUUUUUUGGGGGAUGCUCUGGUUUUCAUUCAGCUCCUUAGGCUGUUCCUUUCGAAGUUUAUAUUCUGUCUUCUGGACUUCAAAAAGCUAUUCAGUUCUUUCUUCUUUUGGGCCUGAAUACUUUGCUGAAAUUUUUUCUCCUCAUUGGACAUCACUUUAGCCUCUUUUUCCAUCGUAGCCUGAUGUUUCCUGGUAAGUUUCUUCAUUUUUGCAGCAAAGUUGUUACACUAAGUUUCAAGAUCUUUGUCUAAUAUGAGACGAUGCUCAUCCAUCUUAGCCUUUAGCUUAUUUUCCAGAUUUAUCAGCUGUUUUUGAUGUUGCUGCGUCAUUCUCUUACCGCCAGACAUUUGUUCUCUAAGCUCAGUUUUCUGCUCAUGUUCUUGCAUUUGCCUUAUAGCGGGUUUUAAAUGGAUGACAGAACUAUUAGACGUGACUGUGGUCUCCCUCCAUCACGUCUAGCUCAUUCUUGUCAUCUGAGGCAUCUGGAAGACUGUUAACACUACUGCUUUGACUGCUGGCCCUGUUGGACAUACUGGGAAUAGACUGUUCCUGUCUGUCCAACACUGUGAUCUUGUUCCUCUUCUUCCUGUGCUUCUACUGCUGGUCCAUUAUGUGCCUCCUCAAAAAGGACGUUCUUCAUCUUUCAAUACUUCAGAUUUCCAGCUCUCUUUCUGCAUCCUUUGUCCUUUGAAUGAGAUCUAUUAAUACUGUUGCAGGGCACUCCCAAAGAACAAACCCAUGCUUUAAAAGUUCCUCUGAUGAAGAGCGAUCUUGAGGGAUUUUCUGGAGGCAAGAGUCUACAAAGUUGUGAAAAUAAUCAGACCAGUCAUUAGACUGUAGUGUAGGGGAUUCAUUUUUGGCUAUGUGACAUAGGCACUUACUAUAGUCAUAUCAAAUAAAGGAGGCUCCCUUUCUUUGAUAUGAAGUUCAAUACAUGUUAUUCCAAGAGACCAUACAUCUAUUUUGCUAUAAUACUUUUCUUCAUCCAUGGCUAAAAUUAUUUGUGGGGCCAUCCAAUAUGGUGUUCCCACAAAAGAAUUGGCAGGAGAGGCCAUGGAAGCAAUGACAGAGCACCUUUUUGUCAACAGCUAAGGACAUUCACAGGUGAGACUUUUGAUAGCAAGAAGGAUGUAUUCUCUAAGAUACACGCCUAGUAGUCUCUGGCACAGUUUUCCACACCCAGCCAUUUCUAAAAUAGCAUUCACUGAGUGGCUUCCAUAUUUUUAUGUCUUGUUGAUACAUCUUGUGGAGAGGUCGGCCAAAAAUCUGCAGCUGAUUUGAAAUGAAAAGUAAAUGUCAACUACUCGAUAUUGGCAGUCAGGUGAGCUCUCUCUCCUUUUUUAAGGCCACGUGCACUGCUAGGUUCAUGGGUUAUCAGUUCUGUCUUGCUUAAAAGCCCACCAAGAAUGUUCUUGACUACUACAAAACAAAAACAGCCGAAGUAAAGUGAUUAAAGAGAAAUUUCAUUAUUUCUUUGGGUUCUGUGUACUGAAAUGUCACAGGGAACAGAUUAAAAGUAAUUUGAAAUCUUAAGAAUUAUUAUCAGUGAAAUGUUUCUCAUUUAAAAUAUCCUGGAGCUUAAAAUGUCUUGUGGAUAAAUUCAGUCACAGUCUUUCUUCUUAGGUCAGUAAUGCUAACAGUGUUGAAAAUAGAAUAUUUAAUCAGAUAUAAUUUUGGUUGCUCUUUUAUUAGUAGCAGUAAAGUAAAAUUGUAUUUUAUUCACUAGCAUUUUCUACACCCAAGUGCCUAAAAGAUUUCAUUUUAAGUGUGUAUUGAUUCUGUAGGCCAAAUAUUUAUGUUAACACAAGGGGGAAAAAAUGCUGUGUAUUUUCCAAUAAUCAAAUAUUAACAUUUAUGCUUUUGUGUUUGAAAUUUUAAUUAAAAGUAUUUAUUAUAAA
Manis javanica (Malayan pangolin) is the source of this 6193-nucleotide messenger RNA. RefSeq names its product dynein axonemal assembly factor 5 (gene DNAAF5). Gene Ontology annotation, biological process: inner dynein arm assembly; outer dynein arm assembly; cilium movement. Gene Ontology annotation, molecular function: dynein intermediate chain binding. NCBI's taxonomy places the organism in Eukaryota, Metazoa, Chordata, Mammalia, Pholidota, Manidae. Gene Ontology annotation, cellular component: cytoplasm. The record is from RefSeq and is a predicted model, not a curated record.